AUGAAAAACUGUUCAACGUUUAGGGAAAAGCUCAAAAGCUUCCUUCAGAACAAGAAGAAAAGAGAAGACAUCAUAACUGAAAAUAAAAAAAAAAAAGAAAAAUUUUUUGACGUAAAUAAUUUUAAAGUGCAUAUAAAGGAAGAGCUAAGGGAAAAGGAUGUUCAGGUAACAGUAAGAGAACAAGUGGAAGAAGAGGCAGAGAGAAAAAAGGCAAGCCACGAAGAACUGGUAGAAGAAUAUAUAGCAACGCACAGCGGGAAAAACCGUAGCAGGAACAGUAACAGUAACAAUAAUGAUAUUGGAAAUAGGAAUGAUGAUGAAAAUAGCAAUCAUGAUGGAAAUAACAAUAAUGAUAGAAACAACAAUAAUGAUAGAAACAACAAUAAUAAUGGAAACAGCAAUAAUGAUAAAAACAACAAUAAUAAUGGAAACAGCAAUAAUGAUAAAAACAACAAUAAUAAUGGAAACAGCAAUAAUGAUGGCGAUUGCAGUGGUGGGCGAGUUAUGGACGACAAAAUGCGGUGGAAUCCAGAUGGAGUUGUUCCCCCUCUUCACAAUUUUGAUAAGACACAAGAAAAAAUAAAUAAUGUAAAAAAAAAAAAUGGGGAAGGAAAAAAAAGUAGAAUGUAUACAAAUAACAAGAUAAUAGUGAGAAAUGAAAAUAAAAAAAAAAAUUCUGAGCAGGAAAAGCUAUGUAAUACAAUUAAUAAUAAAUCUUUUAUAAAAAUGAAGAAGUUAAAACUAAAAGUUAGUAACAGAUAUUUAAGUAAAUGCGAAGAUAUUACCUGUGAAUACUUAAAACAGUACGACAGAGAUGUAACUAACUACAUAGAUGAAAUAAAGGAAAAUAUAUUUAUAAAAGCAAGUUUGCUAAAAAAAGAAAUGGAAAGCACCCUCAAUCUGAUAGAAAGACAUAUUGAAGAAACAGUUAACUUACAGUGGAAUGUGAAGGGUAUAAAUACGUGUGAACAAAAUGACUACAAAAGUCGCUAUGAGAUUAAUGUAAAAUAUUAUGAACAUUUAAUGAACUCACAUAUAUAUGACAGAAUCAUCAAUAUUAAUGGUGAUAGUAGUAAUGGAAAUGUCUCUACUAGUAAUGAUAACACCGAUGUUAUGGCAGAAGAGAUUAAAGUGUACAUAUCAAACGAAAUAAAAAAAAAAGUAGAUGAAAAAAGAGCUAUGAUCAAAGACAAAUGGGUAACUAUUCAAAAAUCAUUUACAACAUUAAAUGAAUAUAUAAAAAAUUUUACUUUAUAUUUUGAAAAAAAACAAGAUGACUGUAUGAAAGGAGUAAAUACUUAUACAGAACAAUUAGAAGUAAAGUUAAAAGAGACCAUAUUUUUUACAACAAAACAAGUAUAUGAUAUAAUUAAUGAUAAAAAUGAAAACAAUAAACAGUUCUUUUUAGUAUUCUUAAGUCAUUUUAAUGAUUAUAUAUUAAAGAUAUAUAAUUAUGUAUAUGAUAAAUAUUCUAAAUGUGAAACUCUGUUCUUUCCUAUUAUUAAUGGAAAUGACUAUAUACACACUUGUCAUAUUUAUUCUUUGAUAUCACAAAAUUUUAUGAAGAAUUUAUCAAAUGAAAAAGUAUUAACACACUUAAUAAAAAUGCUUCAAGUUAAUUAUAUUACCAUAUAUAAUAAAAGGAAUACACUUAAAAAGGAACAGUUCUUCUAUGAUUUUUUUUCUAUAGAUGAUACUUACCACGACUUCUACAUCUAUUUGAAUAAAUAUUAUGAAGAGUACAUCAAACGAUAUGACGAAAUAAAAGUUAAGAUAUUGCUCUACAGGCACAUUAUUUUCGGCAUCUUUUUCGAUUUAAAAAAUUUUCUAUCCAUCAUUGGUUGUAAGAGGGGGCCACAAAGGGAGGCAAAAAAAAAUAAAAAAAAAAGGGAAAUAAACGAUAUGGACGUAAUGAACAAAAUGGACAAAGUGGACGUAAUGAACGAAAUGGGCGAAGUGGACGUAAUGAACGAAAUGGGCGAAGUGGACGUAAUGAACGAAAUGGGCGAAGUGGACGUAAUGAACAAAAUGGGCGAAGUGGACGUAAUGAACAAAAUGGACAAAGUGGACGUAAUGAACGAAAUGGGCGAAGUGGACGUAAUGAACGAAAUGGACAAAGUGGACGUAAUGAACAAAAUGAACAAAAGAAGGGAAAGCAAAACGGGAUCACCCAAGGGUGGUGUAGACGUAGACGUAGACCCAGUUGUAGACAAAAGUGCACACGAAAAAAUUUACGAGGACACAAUGACUGGUACUUCCCCCUUACGUGGCGUAGCUCCCACGUUUGACUGUAGGAAGAAGGACGGAGUUGGUAGCAGAGCCAAUGAAAGAAGAAGAAUUAGGAACAGAAGCAGGAGCAAAAAUAGACGUAGAAGCAGAUGCAAUGGUAACGACGCGGAGAAAGAACGAGACACAGAAAAGGGAAGAAAAAAUGUGGGUGGUGAAAAACAAAACAGAGAUGUAAAUGUACGAAGCGACGAGGAAAGUAUGAUGAACUGUCUAAAUAAAAACAAGAAGACGUUUGAAAGUUCCAUAUCAAAUAUUUUGAACUACUACAAUGUACUAAAUCUUCGAGAUGAUUAUUUCUUAUUAACUUUUUUUGGAUUAAUAGAAUCAUUAAAAAGAGAUAUAUUUGUAACACACGCUGAAAUUGAUAGGAAGAUAAAAAAGAAUGUACAUUAUUGUGAGAUAAGAAGUUAUAGCAUAAAACAAGAGUUGCACAUACUACUAAAUGAGUAUAAUAAAAAUAUGAACAAAUGCUUAAAAUGUAAUGAUUAUAUUGAAUUAAAUAAAUUUUUACUAAUUAAUGAAGAAAGAGAAAAUAGAUUGUUAACAUUUAUAAAAAGCGCACAAGAAGAAAUAUAUAGCCUUAACGACAAUUUUAUCACAGAAUUAAGAGAAUACUCAUAUAAAUUCUUUUCCUUUGUAUUGAAGAAGGCCAAGAUAAUAAGCUCUGAUGAGGAAGAAACUGUGGAGGGAAACAAAGAGAAAAAGAAAAUGAACAAAAAUUGCAUUGAAAGAGAUGUCAAUAGUACUUUUUUGCAAGAUAACGGAGUAAGAAAACAAGGGGGUACCUCCACUAGAACCAGCGACAAGCCUACUACUAAGGGUCAACGCAAAGGCGCGAAGACUUCAAGCGAAGGGAUAAAUGGAAAUGACGCCGAAGUAGCAGCGGAACUAGCAGAAGAGGUAGAGGCAGACGCAGGGAAAGAUGAGGAGAUUAGCACACCCAAGUGUGUUGUCGAAGAGAACGAAAGGGAUAUAGUGAAACAGCUAGUUAAGGGUAACUAUACAUACAUAUACAAUGAAUCCAACAUCAUGCAGUACACAUAUGAUAAUUAUAAGCAUAACAUGAAAGGUCUACUCUAUAGCACCAAGAAUAAGAACUCUGGAGAUAUACUCUACAAAAAAAAUGAAAAAAAGAUGAGUACAAGUAAAUAUAAAAAGGAAAAAGAAAAAAAGGUAAAAAAUAAUUACAUAACAAAGGAAAAAAAUGUCAUAAGAAAGAAUAUAGUUCACAUCAUGAGAGAAAUAAAUCUUCAAAGUGGAAGAAGGAAAAAUGAAGAACAGACUAAUACUAUGCAAGAUAAGAACUAUAACCUUGAUGGACAUACCAGCAACGAUAUAAUAAUGAAUGAAGAAUUUUACUGUAUGAUCCUUUAUAGUUCACUAAAUUAUGACGAGAUCCUAUUCAAUAUCAGUCAAUUGAAAAAUGGGUUUGAAGCUUUUGUGAGAGGAUACUACGAAUAUUUCAAAAAUAUGAUGCUGGAAUUUCUUCUAAAAAUAAAAAUGAAUUUAGAAAAAGAAGAGUACAUAAAAUGCUUCGAAAAAAUAGACUUAGGUAUUAUAUACGAAGAGGUAAUUAAAAAAAAUCAAGCACAGAUAAACGAAAUAAGAAUAAGAUUAAAAGAAAAUUUUUUAAAAAAUAAAGAUAUAUUUAAUAAUCUUACACACAAAUUAAAAGAAUUAAUAAAAGAAUAUGACUAUACUAUUAAAGAUAUUAAUUAUGAUAAAAAUCUCAAAAGUAGCAUAAAAAAAGUAGAGCAACUACUACUAGUCGAAAAAAUAGACAACUACGAAAAUUUUAAUAAUAAAUAUAAUACUCUAAUUAAAAAUGUAAAAGAUGACUACAUGCAGAUUGAUGAAAACCUACAAAAUAUGAUAAAUAAUUUAUCUAAAGAAAUAAAAAAAUUAGAAAAAUACUGUAAAAUGGUUUGUAGAAUAGGGGAAAAGAAUAUAGAUCAUAACGAGUUAACAACUACUUUGCAAAUGUCAAGUGAGUUCCUUCAAUAUUUAACUAAGAAGAAAGAAAAUUUCUCAAAUAUGUACAAUGCAAACGUUUAUAUUUUUAAUAACAAAAUUAAGAUUAUUUUAUCUAACAGGGAUAACACUAUAGAUGGAGCAAAUUCAAAACUUACCCCCGACAAAGACAUGAUAAAUUAUUUAUCUAUAAAGGAAGAGAUAAAGAAUAAAAUUCUCCUCUUUUAUCUUUUAAUACAUUACAUUAAGAAGUACAUAUUUGAUUCAACUUGUCAAGAGCAUAAGUUGAAGAGAAAAGAAAACAAUAAGGAUAUGGGAAAAAAAAAUGUAACGAAUAAUUGUCUUAUACCACCUAACAUAGCAAUACAAACACGUUCAUGCGAUAAAACUUCCUCAUUCCAUAAUUUACUAAGUAACAAGAAAAGGAGCAAAUACUACCAACAGGAUGAUAAAAACAUCCUCACCAGUAAAGAAAUAAAUGCUGGAAGGAAAUAUAACGAAAUAGAAAACACAAUAUAUCAACUAAACGUAUUUCAAAAAAUUAAGAAAAUAUAUGAAUUAGACAUAAAAGGGGAAAAUUCUUUUUUGAGCAGUUUUUUUCUUUCUUCCUUAAUUUUUCAAAAUAUUAGCGAGUUGGUAUCUACCCAGAGUUGUGUCGUCUAUGAGGACGAGGACUAUUCGAUAACAUUUAAGAAUUAUGACAAAGGAGGUUCUUCUAAGGAAAACAUAACACAAAGAGAAGUGGAUGAAAAAGAAGUGGAGGUAGAGAAGAAGGAAUGGAAGUAUCUAGGAAAGGAAUAUCAAGAAAAGGAGCAGUACGAGGAUGAGAAACAGGGUGAAGAAAAUAAAAAUGAGGCAAGAACACAACGACAUGUUGAUCCUAUUGAGGGAGCACUUGUUAGAAGUAACAGACCAAAUGCAGAUAGAAGUAAAAAUGAUAGAACUGAUUGCCAUACAAGUGGAGGUACUUCUUCCCUCAAGCAUAAUUCUAUCACAUACCCACACAGCAUUACGCUAAAAACGGAAAAAAAUAAGCAAGAAAGGAAGCAAGAGAGGAAGCAAAAAACCAGUGUGUGUGCCUCAAAGGGGGGGGCAGAUAAAGAAGGUGACAAGAGUGUUGAAGCCAAAAAUACACAGUUGAAAAAUAAUGAACCAAAUAAAAAUAAUGAUGGAAAUUAUAAAAUUACACAAACAAGAAAAGAUACGAAAGAAAAUUAUAUACAUAAUAUGCUUCUCAGAAAAAAUUAUUGCGACUUGAAAUUUUUUUUCUACAUAUGUGUAUAUAUUAUAUAUUUGAUAUGCAAGGUGAUAAAAUUCGUUGAUCAUAAUAUUUUUAUUGAGGUAGAAGGGAAAUUUAACCACUACAUAUUCAUAUAUUAUGAUCUGUCUUAUACAAUAUAUAAAAACUCCAUUUUAAAAGAUAAUACACAAAAAAAUAAAAUAUACUUAAAAGAUUUAGCAAUAAAUAAAAAAAGUAUGUCAUCUUAUAUUUAUUCUCCUAAUCAUAUAUUAUAUAAAGUAGAGUUAACAAAUUUGUUUAAUUUUGAAAAAGAAGCUGUUUCAAACUUACUUGAAAAACAUCUUUUUCAAAUUAAGAAUUUACAAACUAUCGAUGAGAAUAAUAAAAAUUUUAAAAAAUUGCACACAGAGUACAAUAGCGACAUAUCAGCGCUGGUCCUUUACUUAAAAAUUCUAUCGAAGAAAAUUGCCUAUAUCAUUUUUGAUUAUAUUUACGAACAUCACGAAGAGCUAAGCAGUGAAAGAAUAAAUAACAUGCACAUAAAUUUUAAAAAAAAGUUUGAAGAAGUGAGCAAACUGCUAAAAAUUACGGAUGAUAAAACUCCUAACAUUGUUACAUUGAGAAAAAAAGAAAUAAAAAGACUUUUAACUUUCUAUGUUAAGGGAAUAAAAAAAAUUUUAGCAAACCAUUUAUACUCCUUUUAUGAAAAUCUUUACAGUAAUCUUAUUUUUUCUGUUCAUCUUUUAAAUCUUCUUCCUUGUUCUUUCUCUUCGCCACAAGAAGACAACUUUAAAAAUAAUGUCAAAAAGGGACCAAUGCCGCCGAGCCUUCUAAAAAUUAAUUAUGUGGAUAAAUCCAGUGAAUACGACCUAAGCGAUCUUCUCAAAAAGAUCAAGAAGGUCUAUAGCCCAAAUGGAGACGAACAUAAAAAUGAAAAGGAAAAAAUAAAUAUAAGCAACCAUGUAAAUACGGACGUGUUUUACAUGACUUAUAGUGAAGAUAACUCCUUUAUUGCUAAUAAAUUAGAAAAAAAAAUUGACAAGUACAUGUCAAAAUUCUACGAACACAUGACAAAAGAGCUGGAUAAUAAAAAAAAAGAAGUAAUAAAAAUAAUUUCAAACGAUAAAAAAAUGAACAGAAAGUAUUAUGAGUGA
This is a messenger RNA of Plasmodium malariae, 6654 nucleotides long. RefSeq names its product conserved Plasmodium protein, unknown function. The transcript has 6 exons. Bases 1 to 6654 code for a protein of 2217 amino acids. Gene Ontology annotation, biological process: chromatin remodeling; regulation of transcription by RNA polymerase II. Gene Ontology annotation, molecular function: histone binding. Gene Ontology annotation, cellular component: NuA4 histone acetyltransferase complex. NCBI's taxonomy places the organism in Eukaryota, Apicomplexa, Aconoidasida, Haemosporida, Plasmodiidae. The record is from RefSeq and is a predicted model, not a curated record.